GUGCCCAACAAAAGGACUUCAACUGCCAGGCGGCCGUCUACCGCAACUGCUGUGACUGGAACGCCGGUGUCUACAUUUGUAACGUGGAUGUCGCCGGAUCGAAGGCAGUGAAUCCAGCCUGCGUGAAUGCUGGAUUGGUGACCUGCCCGGCGCCAAGAUAA
Caenorhabditis elegans is the source of this 161-nucleotide messenger RNA. The record is from the annotation of a RefSeq genome assembly. NCBI's taxonomy places the organism in Eukaryota, Metazoa, Nematoda, Chromadorea, Rhabditida, Rhabditidae.